ACUGAUGAACCUCCGUGGUUGAUAUAAAAACCUAGAUGAAAACGCAUUUCAACAUUCAGUCACGUUAUUUGAUAUUGUUAAGUUGUAAAGAUGGCUCCCUCAAAAUCCUCAGGUUUCCGGGUGGCAUGUAUUCAGAUGAGUGUCGUGAACGACAAAGCUAAAAAUUUAGCCGUUGCAGUAACACGUAUAGAGCAAGCGAAACAAAACGGUUGCACAUUAGCCAUACUGCCAGAAUGUUUCAACGGACUAUACGAAAUUGAUCUAUUCAGAAAAAAUGCCGAAGUCAUUCCUAGCGGAGAAACUUGUAAAGCUUUGUCUCAAGCCGCCAAAUCAAAUCAAAUUUAUGUUGUGGGUGGUUCAAUCCCAGAAUUGUAUAAUGAUAAAGUCUAUAAUACUUGCACAGUUUGGGACCCUAAUGGAAAAUUGAUUGCGACACACAGAAAAGUGCAUUUGUUCGAAGUAAAUAUUCCUGGUAAAACUUGCUAUAGGGAAGUUAAUGGUAUGACCCCAGGAAAUACGUUGAACACGUUUCAAUUGGACAGAUUUAAAGUUGGUCUAGGAAUCUGUCACGACAUUAGGUUUCCUGAAAUGGCAGAAUUAUACCGAAAACAAGAAUGUGAUAUGUUAAUUUACCCUGGUAACUUUUGUAUGAAUCUUGGACCUUUACAUUGGAGUCUACUUACCAGAAGCCGUGCAUUGGAUACCCAGACAUUCGUAGCUUUCGUUUCGUCAGCCAGAGUCCCUCAUCCCACCUACAUAACAUAUGGUCAUUCACAGAUUGCGAAUCCAUGGGGUGAAGUAAUAGGUGAAGCUGAUGAAAAAGAUACGGAUUUAUACGUUGAUCUCGACUUCAGUGUACGGGAAAACAUGAGGCAGCAAGUACCCACCGAAAAACAAAAAAGAAACGACAUUUACGACGUAAUCCUAAAGAAAAAUUAAUUUUUGGUAUACUUUUGUAGAUCAUAAGAUAAGGACAUAAAAGUAAAUGGACAAAUUAAUUUAAGAUUCAAAAAUUAUAUACAAUAUGGAAAACUAUUAAAAAUCAAUAAAAACAUGUAGAUA
This is a messenger RNA of Sipha flava (yellow sugarcane aphid), 1062 nucleotides long. Its product is annotated as omega-amidase NIT2-like. Bases 91 to 939 code for a protein of 282 amino acids. Gene Ontology annotation, biological process: L-glutamine metabolic process; oxaloacetate metabolic process. Gene Ontology annotation, molecular function: omega-amidase activity. Gene Ontology annotation, cellular component: mitochondrion. The transcript has 6 exons. The record is from RefSeq and is a predicted model, not a curated record. NCBI's taxonomy places the organism in Eukaryota, Metazoa, Arthropoda, Insecta, Hemiptera, Aphididae.